AUGUUCGAUGAGUGUAUCCAAAGUAAGGAAUUGUGCCGUUUCCCGGCUCAGUUGCUCUGUGGUAUAAUUGUGCAUCCCGGUACAAUGAAUUCGAUACAUUGCUCACCAACUCGAUUUGGAUUCCUAAUCGAGGGCUACCAAGCUGGAGUCCUCGGUGGCGUACAAGAUACGAAACUAGUAUUCAAUGCUACAGGGAAUCCUACCGGAACGGAGACAAUUCCCAUGAGUGCGUCUUUGUAUACACUGGCGGCGGCAUUCAUUUCAAAUGUCGUUAUGCUUAUCGGAAUGACUCUUGGUCGUCGUAGGUACAUUAUUAUUGGUAAUGUGUUUAUUGCGGUUGGUGGGGUUGUACAAGCUGCGUCCUUCUCGGGCCCUCAGAUCAUUGUCGCUCGAGUUCUUUGCGUAAGUUGUGUGGUUACUGAAGUUGCCUUUCUGGUGUCUGAGCUAAUGAGUGAACAAGGAUUCGGUAUUGCAUUUACUACCUGCAAUGUUCCAAUGUACAUGUCUGAAAUGAGUAUCGGAGACCGAGAGCGUGGUCUUGAAGUUGCAAUCAACUGCUCAUGUUUACUAUUUGGCGUUACCCUAUCCUACUUGAUAACAUUCGGGUUCACUCGCAUGACGAACCAGAUCUCUUGGCGCAUUCCGGUAGCCUUUCAAACUACAUUUGCUAAUCUCUCGGGUGUAUCAAUUAUAUUCCUCCCUGAUGCCCCUAGAUGGUACUAUGCCCGCGAUAACAUCCCCGAAGGUGACAAAAUCCUCUCCCGAAUCUAUGGUGUUCACUGCAAGGGUGUCAUCAACCAUGGUGAUGUUCCCGAAAUCCAGGCCAUGGGACAGAACAUCAUGGAAAACUUCCACAUCGAAGAAGAAUCUAGCAAUCGCUUGACAGUCCUGACUCUCGCGUGGGACAACACUCCACUGCGUGUCGGGCGACGAGUGCGAAUUCCUUUCCUGAUUCUUGCUAUUUAG
This is a messenger RNA of Penicillium brasilianum, 966 nucleotides long. Lineage: Eukaryota; Fungi; Ascomycota; Eurotiomycetes; Eurotiales; Aspergillaceae. The record is from the annotation of a GenBank genome assembly.